This is a messenger RNA of Vitis riparia (riverbank grape), 4856 nucleotides long. Its product is annotated as probable disease resistance protein At4g27220. The coding region runs from base 233 to 4771 and encodes 1512 amino acids. Gene Ontology annotation, molecular function: ATP hydrolysis activity; ADP binding; protein binding. The record is from RefSeq and is a predicted model, not a curated record. Lineage: Eukaryota; Viridiplantae; Streptophyta; Magnoliopsida; Vitales; Vitaceae. The transcript is spliced from 6 exons.
CCUCUCCUCUCCUCUCCUCUCUUCCUGAAAGAAAAAAAAAAAAAAAAAAAAAAUCCAGCUCUCUUCCACAAACUCUGCUCUUUUUAUACCUCAAGCCUUCCAUUUCUUCUGUCACAACAGUUUCAAUCAAAUAUCAAUCUCUUGCGUAUUGUCUUUCUCCUGCUGUGGUUGCUCUAUUAAUUCUUUAUCUGCCUUUGCUCAAUUCUCAUCGUUUACUAGAAAGAAGUUGGAAAUGGUUGAAAUUGUUAUUUCCGUUGCAGCAAAAGUUGCAGAGUACCUGGUUGAUCCAAUUAUACGUCCACUGGGUUAUCUGUUUAACUACCAUCGCAACAUUACGGAUCUCAACCAACAAAUUGAAAAUCUCCAUCGUGCAAGGGAGGAACUGCACAUACCUGUGAAUGAGGCUAAUAGGCAAGGGGAUGAAAUCCGUCCUGUUGUUCGGGAGUGGCUGACGUAUGCCGAAGGGAUCAUCCUAAAGAGAAAUGAUUUCAAUGAACAUGAAAGGAAAGCAAGCAAGAGCUGUUUCUAUUUAAAGUCCCGCUACCAGCUAAGCAAGCAAGCAAAGAAGCAGGCUGAGGACAUUGUUCUUAAAAUCCAACAAGCUCAUAACUUUGGUGACAGAGUAGCGUAUCGCCCUUCUCCUCCUCCUCUUCCAUUCAUCAGCUCUGCAUCUUUCAAAAAUUAUGAAGCUUUCCAGUCAAGAGAGUCUACUUUUAACCAAAUUAUGGAGGCCUUGAGAAACGAAGAUAUGCGCAUGAUCGGUGUCUGGGGAAUGGGCGGCGUGGGCAAAACCACUCUUGUCAAACAAGUAGCCCAAAAAGAGAAGGAAAACAAGCUCUUUCACGAGGUGGUCAUGGCCUCAAACAUAUCCCAAACUCCCAACAUCGCAGAAAUUCAAGAAAAAAUUGCAAGAAUGUUGGGUUUGAAAUUUGAGGCGGAGGAGGAUAGAGCAGGUCGCCUGAGGCAAAGGUUGAAGAGAGAGGAGAAAAUCCUGGUGAUCUUAGAUGAUAUCUGGGGGAAACUUGACUUGCGAGAUAUAGGAAUUCCUGAUGGAGAUGAUCACAAGGGGUGCAAAGUGCUGCUGACUUCCCGAGAGCAUCAGGUUUUAUCUAAAGAUAUGCGUACUCAAAAGGAGUUCCAUCUUCAACAUUUAAGUGAAGAUGAAGCCUGGAAUUUAUUCAAGAAGACAGCAGGUGAUUCCGUGGAGAAUCCUGAACUGCGUCCCAUAGCAGUUGAUGUAGCUAAAAAAUGUGACGGUCUACCAGUUGCAAUUGUCAUCAUUGCAAAUGCAUUAAGUGGUGAGAAGGUGGGUGUAUGGGAGAAUGCCUUGGAAGAACUGAGAACGGCUGCACCAACAAGCAUCAGAGGAGUGAGUCAAAAAGUCUACAAAUGUCUGGAGCUGAGCCACAACCAUUUGGGAAGUGAUGAAGUAAAGUCAUUGUUUUUACUUUGCGCUUUGCUGGGGGAUGGUGAUAUUUCCAUGGAUCGCUUGCUACAAUUUGCUAUGUGUUUGAAUUUGUUUGAAAGUACAUAUUCAUGGGAGAAAGCAAUAAAUAAACUAAUUACAUUGGUGGAAAACCUCAAAGUCUCAAGCUUGUUGCUUGACCAUGAAGGAGAUGGUGAUAGCUCUUCGAGCUUGCUUUUUGAUCACGCUUUUGUCAGAAUGCAUGAUGUUGUUCGAGAUGUUGCCAGAUCAAUUGCAUCCAAAGAUCCUCAUCGAUUUGUGGUGAGAGAAGCUGUUGGAUCACAAGAAGCUGUUGAAUUACGAGAAUGGCAGAGGACGGAUGAGUGCAGAAAUUGCACUCGCAUCUCUUUGAUAUGCAGAAAUAUGGAUGAGCUUCCACAAGGCUUGGUAUGUCCGAAACUUGAAUUCUUUUUAUUGAAUUCAAGUAAUGAUGAUGCUUAUUUGAAAAUUCCAGAUGCCUUUUUCCAAGACACCAUACAACUCAGAAUUUUAGAUUUGUCUGAAGUGUCUCUUACACCAUCUCCUUCAUCACUUGGUUUUCUUUCAAAUCUUCAAACAUUGCGUCUAAAUCAAUGCCAGAUCCAAGACAUAACAGUAAUUGGAAAACUGAAGAAACUACAAGUCCUUAGUUUGGCAGAGUCCAACAUUGAACAGCUGCCAAAUGAAGUGGCGCAAUUGAGUGAUCUAAGGAUGUUGGAUUUGCAGUAUUGCCAUAGCCUUGAAGUAAUUCCACGAAAUGUUAUAUCAAGUCUAUCCCAAUUAGAGUAUUUGAGUAUGAAAGGAAGUUUAAGUAUUGAAUGGGAGGUGGAAGGAUUUAAUAGGGGAGAAAGAAUUAAUGCUUGCCUUUCUGAGCUGAAACACCUGUCUGGUUUGAGGACUUUGGAGGUACAAGUAUCAAAUCCCAGUUUGUUUCCAGAAGAUGAUGUGCUCUUCGAAAACCUCAACUUGACCAGAUAUUCAAUAGUAAUAGGCUAUGGCUGGAUACUAAAUGAUGAGUGUAAAGCCUCAAGAAGGUUGAGGUUGCAAGGGGUUACAAGUCUUUAUAUGGUGAAGUGCUUCUCCAAGCUGUUGAAAAGAAGUCAAGUUCUAGACUUGUGGGGAUUGAAUGAUACUAAGCAUGUGGUUUAUGAGUUAGACAAGGAGGGUUUCGUUGAACUCAAGUAUCUCAUUCUCAAGCAAUGUCCUACCGUUCAAUACAUCCUUCAUUCCAGUACUUCAGUGGAAUGGGUUCCACCACCUAAUACCUUCUGUAUGUUGGAAGAACUGAUUCUUGAUGACCUAGAUAACUUGGAGGCAGUAUGCCAUGGCUCAAUUCCGAUGGGGUCUUUUGGUAACUUAAGAUUUCUAAGACUGUGGGGUUGUGAGAGGUUGAAAUAUGUUUUCUCUCUUCCCACACAACAUGGAAGGGAAUCAGGUUUUCCUCAACUGCAACAUUUGGCGUUGAUUGAACUCCCAUCGGUCAUUAGCUUCUACUCCACAAGAAGCAGUGGUACCCAGGAGUCAAUGACAUUUUUCAGUCAACAGGCUGCAUUCCCUGCCUUGGAGUCCUUGCAUGUACAUAAUCUACAUAAUCUGAAAGCAUUGUGGCACAACCAACUUCCAGCAAAUUCCUUUUCCAAACUAAAGCGCUUGCAUGUAACUGACUGUGAUGAAUUGCUGAAUGUUUUUCCCCUUUCCGUGGCGAAAGUACUUGUGCAACUUGAGGACCUACUGAUAGGCUCUUGUAAAGUACUAGAGGCAAUUGUUGCUAAUGAGAAUGAAGAUGAAGCAACAUCUUUAUUCUUAUUCCCUAGACUAACCUCUCUCACACUCUUUGCUUUACCCCAACUCCAAAGAGUUUGCUUCGGAAGGUUUACUUCAAGAUGGCCAAGUGAACUUGACAACAAAAUUCAGCAAUCGCUCUUCUUGGUUGAAAAGGCUGCAUUCCCUGCCUUGGAGUCCUUGCUUGUACAAUCUCUACAUAAAGUGAAAGCAUUGUGGCACAACCAACUUCCAGCAAAUUCCUUUUCCAAACUAAAGCGCUUGCAUGUAACUGACUGUGAUGAAUUGCUGAAUGUUUUUCCCCUUUCCGUGGCGAAAGUCCUUGUGCAACUUGAGGACCUACAUAUAUGCUCUUGUGAAGUAGUAGAGGCAAUUGUUGCUAAUGAGAAUGAGGAUGAAGCAACAUCUUUAUUCUUAUUCCCUAGACUAACCUCUCUCACACUCAAUACUUUACCCCAACUCCAAAGAUUUUGCUUCGGAAGGUUUACUUCAAGAUGGCCACUUUUAAAAGAAUUGACAGUGUGGAAUUGUAAUAAAGUGGAGAUACUAUUUCAAGAAAUAGGUUUGAAAAGUGAACUUGACAACAAAAUUCAGCAAUCGCUCUUCUUGGUUGAAAAGGUUGCACUCCCGGGCUUGGAGUCCUUGUCUGUAGACACACUGGAUAAUAUAAGAGCAUUGCAGCCUGACCAACUUCCAGCAAAUUCAUUUUCCAAAUUAAGGAAAUUGCAAGUAUUUCGAUGCAAAAAAUUGCUAAAUCUUUUUCCGGUUUCUGUGGCGAGUGCUCUUGUGCAACUUGAGGACCUACAGAUAUUCUCGAGUGGAGUGAAGGCAAUUGUUACCAAUGAAAAUGAAGAUGAAGCAGCACCUUUACUCUUAUUCCCUAACCUUACCUCUCUCACACUCUCCAAUUUAUGCCAACUCAAAAGAUUUUGCUCUGGAAGGUUUAGUUCAAGCUGGCCACUUCUGAAAGAAUUGGAAGUGGUCGAUUGUGAUAAAGUGGAGAUACUCUUUCAACAAAUAAAUUUGGAAUGUGAACUUGAGCCACUCUUCUGGGUAGAACAGGAAGCAUUUCUUAAUUUGGAAGAACUAAGAUUGAGAUUAAAGGGCACUGUGGAGAUAUGGCGAGGCCAAUUUUCAAGGGUGUCUUUUUCGAAGUUAAGCUAUUUGAAGAUAGAAGAGUGUCAGGGUAUUUCGGUUGUGAUUCCCUCAAAUAUGGUUCAAAUACUACAUAAUCUAGAAAAACUAGAGGUGAGAAUGUGUGAUUCAGUGAAUGAGGUUAUCCAAGUAGAAAUAGUGGGAAAUGAUGGACAUGAACUAACAGAUAAUGAGAUUGAGUUCACCAGAUUAAAGAGUUUGACAUUUUAUCAUUUGCCAAAUCUGAAAAUCUUUUGCUCAUCAACAAGAUAUGUCUUCAAAUUCCCAUCCUUGGAAACAAUGGAGGUGGGAGAAUGUCAUGGGAUGGAAUUUUUUUGCAAGGGAGUCUUUGACGCACCAAGGCUAAAAAGUGUACAAGAUGAAUUUUUUCGAAGAAUAUUAGCAAGAUGACCUGAAUACCACCAUACGCAAGAAGUUCAUGGAACAGGGUUAUAAAGAGGAAGAUUCUGAAAAAUUGGAUUCUAUCAAUUUAGAU